This is a messenger RNA of Coccinella septempunctata (seven-spotted ladybird), 1496 nucleotides long. It is a transcript of the gene Nasp, whose product is annotated as protein HGV2. Gene Ontology annotation, cellular component: nucleoplasm. The record is from RefSeq and is a predicted model, not a curated record. Gene Ontology annotation, biological process: CENP-A containing chromatin assembly; DNA replication-dependent chromatin assembly. The transcript is spliced from 5 exons. Lineage: Eukaryota; Metazoa; Arthropoda; Insecta; Coleoptera; Coccinellidae. Bases 237 to 1397 code for a protein of 386 amino acids. Gene Ontology annotation, molecular function: histone binding.
AUUUCAUUUCCUAACGGUAUUUGAGUUACGCGCGAACGCAGAGGCUUGAAUCUCAUGUUCUUUAUUUCGUUUUGAUUUUCUUGCCAACUGUUGCAUGUUGUACUUGUAGUUCAUUCAUAAAAAGUGACAGUGUGAUAUUCGUUAUUAGUUUCUUAUUUUUUUAUCAAUACACCUAUAUUCAAAUUUAUUUCUAUACAAAUAAAUAAAAGAUAUCGGGAUUUGGAAUCAUUUCUAAGAUGGCUGAUGUGAACAUUGAUCCUGACAGCAAAGACAGCAAGCAACUUUUUAACCAAGGUGUUAAAGCCUUCGUUCUUAGAGACUACAAAAAUGCGGUCGACGCCUUGGGUAGGGCUACUGAGCUCAUGGUCUCGGAACUUGGAGAUGACCUUCAUGAUUCUCUAGGGGAUACAUAUCUGUACUACGGGAAGGCCUUAUUAUCACUGUACAGACAGGAAUCUGACCCCAUCGGAAAUUUACCUAAGCAACUCGAAACUUCUGCAUCAGAAGAACAGGAGCCAGAAGAAGAUGAAGAAGCGGAAAACGAAGAGAACGAGAGCAAAGAUGGAAAAGAAGAAAGUGAACAGAAGGACGAUCCGGAAGGAAACAAGAAUGGUGAGGACAAAGAGAACGGAGAUGAUACCAAAGAAAAUACAGAUGAGAAAGAAGAUGAAGAGGAAGAUGUUGAGGAUGAAGAGGAUUGCCUGAAAAUGGAUGAGGCCGAUAAGAGUGGCGCUGCGAACGCAAAUGAGAGUUUUCUGGAAUUAGACCCUGCAGAACCCGAGGCAGAUGAAGAUCCCACCGAUUUGCAGGUGGCUUGGGAGGUCUUGGAACUUGCCAAAAAAAUUUUCCACAAGAGGGGCGACGAUGGGAAAAAGGCUUAUGCUGAAACACUAACUACAUUAGGGGAGAUCUCCCUUGAAAGUGAAAAUUAUAUAGCCGCAAUAAACGACUUCAAGGAGGCAGCGGAUGUCCAAACGGAAGUUUAUCCAGAUGAUAGCAGAAAAGUAGCAGAGACUUAUUACAAUUUAGGUGUAGCUUUUGCAAGUAAUACUGCAUAUAAAGAGGGCAUCACUAACUUGAAGAAAUCGAUAGAAUAUCUGGAGAGACGCAUCAGGAACCUCGAACAAAGUAAAGAAAACCCGGAGGAAGUGCAAGAAAUGAAGGAUUUGAUUCCAGAAAUAUAUGAAAAAAUAAGAGACUUGAAAUCACUCACUGAUGAGACAAUAAAGAAAUUGGAUGAAUUAACAAAGCAACCAGAAUUGGCUAGUAAAAUCUUAGAUGGUGCCAGUAGUAGUUCUUCGAAACAAGCUAGCGAUAUCUCUCAUUUGGUGAAACGAAAGAGAAAAGCUGAGGAUAACGAUGAAGAAUGUAACCCGCCUAAGAAAUGUCCGGAAUAACGUCCCUAAUUUUAUUUAUUUUAAACAUUGUUUUAUUGUUAAUUUCUUAUUACGAUAUGAAUAGAUCUUUGUACUGAUUAAAAAUCCAUUUUUUCCUUA